AUGGAUGUUAUUGCGACUCUACCGGAGGAAAUGCUACGGGAGAUCCUGUCGCUACUUCCGUUCAACGAUCUACUGCACUGCACGUUGGUCUGCUGGCACUGGCACAAUAUCGCCGAGCCGAUGAUCCAUCGUAGAGGCUACAUUCGGAUAGGCGUCGACAUGACCGGUCACGGUCGAACAUUGUGGAACAGUACCCGGCAGUAUCACACCGUUGUCGUCGACAAUCCACCCGGUUCGAGGCGAUCACUAGUGAACCUGUUGAUGCUUCCAAGUACGUGGAUUUUCAAGCCUUCGGAAAUUCAGCUGUUGAACUUUCUGGCGGACAGUUUGGAUAAAUUUUGCAGACAUGGCCAUCGAUUGCUUGAGAAUGCUGAGACAGUCCACAUCAAGUUGGACGACGACAGACACAUGUAUCUGAACGACGGUGCUGAGGAGUUUGUUUUGAAGUUUCCUAUGAUGAAACACCUCGUCUGGAGUGAAUCACUACACGGUCAUGGAUGGAAAACGGUAACAAUUGAUGCUCCUCUAUUGCAGACUGUCGUUGUGAGUGAUGCCCUGGAUCCUACGGCUGUGCUGAAAAUACCUGAGUGCGAUCAGCUGCAACACGUGAAGUGUUCAUUUCGCACGAAGACAUUCGAAAACGUGUUCACCGGUUAUUUAUCGAGAUUAGAGACGUUGAUUUUAGAUUUUCACCAUCAUGACUACGAUCUGUAUAUGGUAAGAGGUAUGCCUUGUUUGAAAUGGUUGGAGUUAUCAGUUGAGUUAGAACUACCACACAGCAUUAUUGAAACGAUCCUCGGUUGUUCAAAGUUGGAAGGAUUGAAACUUGAGGUGAGAAAUUGUCAUGCGCCUCACGGUAGGAUAAAUUUGAACCAGGUGUUUGACAAGUUGUCAGAGCUUCAGCAGAUUGAGUUAUCUGGAUUGAGUUUGAGUGGAUGCAAUCCCAUUGAGGCACAAGAAUUGAGACUGCUCAAGAUGAGGAAUGUUAAGCUACCGAAAGCUGAUUGUGAACUAUCAUUCAAUGCUCCAACACUUCACACACUGUCAACCUGCGAAGAAAGUCUUGUAAAGAUGAAUAUCGACAUCGGCAAUCGAAUGAAAAAGCUGUACGUAGAGUUGAAAGACACUAAUUGGAAGGAAGCAUUCAACGUAUACUUGCGACCAUUCCUACAUCUGCAUGUAAGCAUUGACGAAUUGAUACUGAUGUUCCCGUACUCGAACAAUUUGAUCACAUGUGAUAAAUCACUCUUCGACCAGCCAGCGCUGGAAGUGGUGCGAUUGGAGUUGCAUCAUUUCGAAAUCCGUUGCGAUUUUACGGAAAAUGUUAAUAACUGGCACUCGUUGCAGCGUCUUUCACUAGUCAACUGCAACGUCAUUUGCUGCUGUCCGACGACAACCUCCGAGUGUGGAAUUUUUAAUAGCAGAAAUUUGCCAGCAAUUGUUAUUAAGACGAUGAGGAAUCACCGGAAACGAAGAGAAUGGACAUCUCUUGGACGAAAUCACAUAAAUCCUUUAUAA
Messenger RNA from Ochlerotatus camptorhynchus, 1518 nucleotides. RefSeq lists its product as uncharacterized. Lineage: Eukaryota; Metazoa; Arthropoda; Insecta; Diptera; Culicidae. Gene Ontology annotation, molecular function: protein binding. The coding region runs from base 1 to 1518 and encodes 505 amino acids. The transcript has 2 exons. The record is from RefSeq and is a predicted model, not a curated record.